Molecule: messenger RNA, 750 nt
Organism: Dromiciops gliroides (monito del monte)
Lineage: Eukaryota; Metazoa; Chordata; Mammalia; Microbiotheria; Microbiotheriidae
Product: T-cell surface glycoprotein CD3 delta chain-like
Exons: 6
Coding region: 106-675 (189 amino acids)
Biological process (GO): positive thymic T cell selection; cell surface receptor signaling pathway
Cellular component (GO): membrane; external side of plasma membrane; alpha-beta T cell receptor complex
Molecular function (GO): transmembrane signaling receptor activity
Source: RefSeq, a predicted model, not a curated record
UGUUUGUGAACUUGCUGGCUUCCGCCUAGCACUUCUUACCUUUUCUGGAAGGCCUAAGAAGUUCAGGAAGAGAGUGGGUGGGCCUCGAUUGAGGCAGAUGCUUCCAUGGCUCUCCAGGAAAUGCACAGGUGGAGUAUGAAGUGGGACUUGUGUCUAACUGGCCUGAUCCUGACCAUCAUUCUUCUCCAGGGCUCUGUGGUCCAGGCAGAUGAAGAAGACAAAUCCUUAUCUGUAACUGUGGUGGAAUCUGAAGACAAGAUCUUUCUGAAGUGCAAUGGCACAGAAUUCUACUGGGAGACCUUCAACAAUUUAACACAAAUUUAUUCAAGCAAUAAAAGUAUAGACUUAGGGAAAAAAAUCCAGGAUCCCCGAGGAAUAUAUAGGUGUUUCAACAGCAAGAAUCAGUCACCUUACCUGCAUGUUUAUUAUCGAAUGUGCCAGAACUGUGUGGAACUGAACUCAGGCUCUCUGAUGGGCAUUCUUAUUGCUGACAUUAUUGCCACAGUUUUCCUGGCUAUUGGAAUCUACUGCUUUGCAGGGCAGGAGAUGGGUUAUCUUCCAGCAGCUUUUGACAAGCAGAUUGUGAUGCAGAAUGAUGCACUCUACCAGCCACUCAGAGAUCGAGAUGACAAUUCGUAUAGCCACAUUGGAGGCAAACGACCUAGGAACAAGUGAGCACUGGAACUAAUGACUUGGAAUAGCACCCAAGCUACACGCUAACAACUGCCUGCCCUAAUUAUCUAGACAAUA